This is a messenger RNA of Conger conger (European conger), 1175 nucleotides long. It is a transcript of the gene rab3c, whose product is annotated as RAB3C, member RAS oncogene family. Gene Ontology annotation, biological process: regulation of exocytosis; protein secretion; protein localization to plasma membrane. The record is from RefSeq and is a predicted model, not a curated record. Bases 160 to 822 code for a protein of 220 amino acids. NCBI's taxonomy places the organism in Eukaryota, Metazoa, Chordata, Actinopteri, Anguilliformes, Congridae. The transcript has 5 exons. Gene Ontology annotation, molecular function: GTP binding; GTPase activity. Gene Ontology annotation, cellular component: synaptic vesicle; endosome; plasma membrane.
GCAAGCGCGCACCCGUGUAGCCAGUAAGUGGAGGACAGCUCUCGGGUGCUGAUUUUCUGAGAGUGCUGAAACUGAAAAUCAUCCCCAUAUAAUUGAUAAUAGUGAUCUGGAGAAACCGGUGAAGCAGUUUGCCUAAGGAGACACGAAGCACCUAUCCAGAUGGCUGCCACACAGGAUGGGAAGUUUGGCCAGAAGGAGGGCUCGGACCAGAACUUCGACUACAUGUUCAAGCUGCUGAUCAUCGGGAACAGCAGCGUAGGCAAGACCAGCUUCCUGUUCCGUUACGCCGACGACUGCUUCACUUCCGCCUUCGUCAGCACCGUGGGCAUCGACUUCAAGGUCAAGACCGUCUACAAGAACGGCAAGAGGAUCAAGCUGCAGAUAUGGGACACAGCAGGACAGGAGCGAUACCGGACCAUCACCACGGCGUACUACAGAGGAGCCAUGGGCUUCAUCCUAAUGUAUGACAUCACCAACGAGGAGUCGUUCAACGCUGUGCAGGACUGGUCGACCCAGAUCAAGACGUACUCCUGGGACAAUGCGCAGGUGGUUCUGGCCGGGAACAAGUGUGACAUGGAGGAGGAGAGAGUGGUGUCUACAGCCAGCGGCAGGAUGCUGGCCGACCAACUGGGGUUCCAGUUCUUGGAGACGAGCGCUAAGGAGAACCUGAACGUGACGCAGACGUUUGAGCAGCUGGUGGAGAUCAUCUGCGUCCAGACCGCGGAGAACCCGGAGACAGACCCCGCUGUCGCCACGGCAACGCCCAGCGCCAAGCUCACAGACAACCCCCCGCUCCUACAGCCGCCCGGCUGCGGCUGUUAAUGCCCCCCCCCCCCACACACACACACACAACGUGCUGUUGCCAUGACACCCAGCUCCUUAUAUCUAGUCUUAUAACUGUGUCACGCCCAUAUGCAUACUUCCAUAAGUCCACUGCUCCCAGAGGAUGUGCACGUGUACCCAGAUAUUUUGUGGAUAUAUUUUCAUUUUAAAACGCGCCAUUAAGUAUUAAAACUGAGAGAUGCUCGCGGACCUGUGAUUGUGUGAAGUACGGGGGUCAUUCCUGAUUGCUGUCCGCCAGAAAGACUGAGAGAGAUCUGAACUGUGAAUGGUCCAACUGUGAAAUUGUUGGUGAGCUCGUGGAUUAAAAGAAGUUUAUGUAAUGACAAAACAAA